ACAGUGCUGCUCAGCCCGGCCGUCGUCAGGAUCUGCCUUCUCCUGGACUCCCGAAGGAGCACGUGUGUCUUCAUGUUGAGCCUUGUGUUUGUCUUGUUCCUGACCGCGUCAGCUUGCCCUUCCCCUGCAGCCCGGUCCAGCUCUGUGAGCGAUGCUGAAGGAAGACUCCUUCCAAGGCUGGACUGGAGCACCCUGAUCCCACCCUGGCUUCGACAUCGGCGGCUGGGGCUGCAGGCCAAGGGCCAGGACUUUGUGCUGGAGGACACCACCUUCCGGAUCUUCGGAGGCUCCAUACACUAUUUCCGUGUGCCCAGGGCAUACUGGAGGGACCGCUUGCUCAAGAUGAAAGCCUGUGGCUUGAAUACCCUCACCACCUAUGUCCCGUGGAACCUCCAUGAGCCAGAAAGAGGCAAAUUCGACUUCUCCGGGAACCUCGACCUGGAGGCCUUUGUCCUGUUGGCUGCAGAGAUCGGGCUGUGGGUGAUUCUGCGCCCAGGCCCCUACAUCUGUGCUGAGAUCGACCUUGGGGGCCUGCCCAGCUGGCUGCUCCAAGAUCCUGGCAUGAAGCUGAGAACAACUUACCAGGGCUUCACGGAGGCUGUGGACCUUUACUUUGAUCACCUGAUGUCCCGUGUGGUGCCACUCCAGUACAAGCGCGGCGGGCCCAUUAUUGCUGUGCAGGUGGAGAAUGAAUACGGUUCCUACAACAGAGACCCCGCUUACAUGCCUUAUGUCAAGAAGGCCUUGGAGGACCGAGGAAUCGUAGAACUGCUUUUGACCUCAGACAACAAGGACGGCUUGCAGAAGGGAGUGGUCCGUGGAGUGCUGGCCACCAUCAACCUGCAGUCACAGCAGGAGCUACAGGCACUGACCACCUCCCUCCUAAAUAUCCAGGGGAAUCAGCCCAAGAUGGUGAUGGAGUACUGGACAGGGUGGUUUGACUCAUGGGGAAGCCCGCACAAUAUCUUGGACUCCUCUGAGGUUUUGGAAAUGGUAACUGCCAUCACCAAUGCUGGCUUCUCCAUCAACCUCUACAUGUUCCAUGGGGGCACCAAUUUUGGCUUCAUAAAUGGGGCCAUGCAUUUCAAUGAAUAUAAGUCUGACGUCACCAGCUACGACUAUGAUGCGGUGCUGACAGAGGCUGGCGAUUACACAGCCAAGUAUGGCAAGCUCCACGACUUCUUUGGCUCCCUCUCAGAUGCCCCCCUUUCUCCCCCACCUGACCCUCUCCCCAAGAUGGCCUAUGAGCCAAUGGCACCGUCUUUCUACCUGUCAUUAUGGGAUGCCCUCAAGUAUAUGGAGCCCAUCAAGUCUGAAAAGCCCAUCAACAUGGAGAACCUGCCAGUAAAUGAUGGGAAUGGACAGGCCUUUGGGUACACUCUGUAUGAGACCACUAUCACCUCGUCAGGUGUCCUUCAUGGUUGUGUGCAUGAUCGGGGCCAGGUAUUUGUGAACACAGUGUCCAUCGGAUUCUUGGACUAUCAAACGACAGAGAUUGUUAUCCCCUUGAUCCAGGGUUACACUGUGUUGAGGAUCUUGGUGGAGAACCGUGGGCGAGUCAACUACGGGAGUAAUAUUGAUGAUCAGCGUAAAGGUUUAAUUGGAAAUCUCUAUUUGAAUCACUCUCCCCUGAAAAACUUCAGAAUCUACAGCCUGGAUAUGAAAAAGAGCUUCUUUCAGAGGUUCAGCACUGACAAGUGGACUACUGUCCCUGAAGCACCUACGCUCCCUGCUUUCUUCUUGGGUGUCCUGUCUGUUUUCUCUUCCCCUUCUGACACAUUCCUGAAGCUGGAGGGUUGGGAGAAGGGGGUUGUGUUCGUCAAUGGCCAGAACCUUGGACGAUACUGGAACAUCGGACCCCAGCAGACUCUCUACCUCCCAGGGGCCUGGCUGAAUGCAGGGUCCAACCAGGUCAUUGUUUUCGAGGAGUCCACGGCAGGUCCUGUGGUGCAGCCCACCGACACCCCCCAUCUGGGAAGGAACCAGUACAUUCACUGAUCAGACCCCGUGCAUCCUGCCUGGGCUUGCUGCCUCUGCCUCCCUGCAGGGGUGUCCUUAAGAAGCAACCUCAGGGAACCAGGGGCCACGAUCGGCCCUUGAUCUGAAACCCUGCAUCUGGAGGUUCUGAGGAGCACGGUGGAAUGGCACAGGGACCCCUGUCCCUAGAGGGCUCCUCAGCCUGGCUUUGUGGCUGGUGCUUAGUACUUCCUUGCCCUCAUAGCAAAGGUCUCAGGGACAACUCUGAGGGCUGGGAGUGUUUAGUCAGAUGCCAGUGAUGAGUGCUGGGCCCCAGACAGGGUGCUGAAGCAGGGGCGCCACCCCGUUCUGGAGUUGAGGCCCUGUUGGUCAGUCUGCUGGACACAGGCAUGCUCUCAGUGUCCAGGGCUAUGGUUGCACCUCACACAGCCCCUUUCUGUUCCUGAGGCUGUAGGUUUGCUGCCAUCUCUAGAGGGGAGGGAAGGAGUCGCACCUGAAUUGACUUUGCUUUCUCUCCUGCACCCUUCCUGAGCUGCCUCCACUGGAGAAACAGCAUCUUCUCUCUUUCAUUCCUACAGUCUCUGCAUCUGAGAGGAUGACAGAGGAUGACUAAACUUAAGAGAAACAGAAGUAACUGCCCACUCUCCUAAGUUAGAAAUUAUUUCAAGUUGUACUCGAUGAGAAGAGUCCUUUGAAGAGAAACGUGGAUCCUAGCAGAAAGCACACCCCACACCUGGACUCCAGGCAGGAAAUGCAGAGGUCUAGCUGAGUGGCACUGGGCAGUGGCCUCCGGAGCAUAUCAGGGCAGCCAGAGGUGUACAGGUCUAGCCCAGGUGUUGUCCUUAGCUUGGUGUGUCCCCUGCCCUGGUGAUGAGGUUACAGAAGGAAGGUGACCUCUUCGUGCCGCUGUCUCCAUGUCCAGAUUGGUGGCUUUUUCUCUCAGAUUCGGUCUGAUGGUUUGCUCAGGUUCAUUGUCCUGAAUCGCAAUAAAGCAAUAGAGAUGAAAC
Messenger RNA from Octodon degus (degu), 2984 nucleotides. RefSeq names its product beta-galactosidase-1-like protein 2. Gene Ontology annotation, molecular function: beta-galactosidase activity. The record is from RefSeq and is a predicted model, not a curated record. NCBI's taxonomy places the organism in Eukaryota, Metazoa, Chordata, Mammalia, Rodentia, Octodontidae. Gene Ontology annotation, cellular component: vacuole. The coding region runs from base 73 to 1998 and encodes 641 amino acids. Gene Ontology annotation, biological process: carbohydrate metabolic process. The transcript has 20 exons.